Fusarium oxysporum Fo47 is the source of this 479-nucleotide messenger RNA. RefSeq lists its product as uncharacterized. The record is from RefSeq and is a predicted model, not a curated record. Bases 142 to 390 code for a protein of 82 amino acids. Lineage: Eukaryota; Fungi; Ascomycota; Sordariomycetes; Hypocreales; Nectriaceae. The transcript has 2 exons.
CUCCCCUUCCUGACCUCCAGAUCCCAAACUUUCUUCUUCACCCUCAUCAACUCAAACACCUUCUACUCUCGCUACCAAAGAAAACACUCUCGCUCUACUACUUUCUUCUUUUCAAGAAAACAAGAAACCCCAACCGCAAACAUGAAGUUCGCCAUCACCCUCGCUGCUCUCGCCUCCCUGGCUGCUGCCACUCCCCUCGAUGCUUCCACCAGCAGCUGCAAGCCUGGAACUUACUCCUGCACCCCUGACAAGACUGGCUGGCAGGUCUGCGACGUCAACCACAAGUAUGUUGCUGCCGGUGUCUGUCCCCCCGGGACCUCUUGCGUCUUCUACAAGAAGAGCGCUAGCCCCUACUGUGUCCCUCCUGGAUUCAAGUUCCCCCAGGCUUAAGUGGUCUUCUGGACUAUGACAUGAUAGCUAUGGGAGUCACUGAUUCUUGAGACUCUCGACAAUAUCGUCUAUCUUGGUCUGAUACUGGC